Molecule: messenger RNA, 2034 nt
Organism: Metarhizium album ARSEF 1941
Lineage: Eukaryota; Fungi; Ascomycota; Sordariomycetes; Hypocreales; Clavicipitaceae
Exons: 4
Coding region: 1-2034 (677 amino acids)
Source: RefSeq, a predicted model, not a curated record
AUGCACCACCUUUCACACGUCAGCUUCCAAUCUCAUCGCGUGUUCAAACUUCCUUCCAACCCCAAGGGUCCUCAGGGAGCCUCCACUUUACACAUUUUAAAUCAGCCGUCGUGCCGUCCCAUCGCCAGAUUCGGCUCUGCAUCUGCAGACACUGGACUGCGUUGCUGCAUAGACCAGUCAGCCACGUUGACACCGCCGUUCGUGGAUUCUAGUCGCACUCGUCACAGAACCCAUCACCUGGCUCCCAAGGCGGGCCUUUCCGCCCGUACCGUCCCACGACAGCACAUAAGUCGGAGAAUUUGUCCCGGAUACAAGGACGAGUUUGAUUUGGUAUUCCGCAAUGAAACCCAAGCAACAGAGCGACGAGCAAGGAGGGCGACCAAGAAGGCUCUGGCACACAGACAUGGACGAGAAAUAGAACAAGUCCUCUCACCGUCGUCAUCCUCAUCAUCGUCUGAUGGCGGUGGCUCACCAACUUCGCCCAACACUCGCUUACCUCGUGUUUCCUCAACUCCUCAACUGCCUCUGGAGGAUCACGCGGCGUGUCAUUUCAUUUCCAAUUAUGUCCUAGUUCCUCGUCACGGCAAUCUGGUUGGGUUCAUGGAGUUUGUUGUUCCUCUGUUAAAAGCUGACACCGUCCCCGAACAUUACAAGUACGCCUUCGAGGCCUGCGCCUUGGCCUCCCUUAACAAUGGUGUCGGAAAUCGGAAUCAUUUUGAAAAGCAGGCACUAGGGAAAUAUACCAAGGCGCUGUCAACAACGUUUGCGGCUCUGCGCGACCCCGAAGUUGCCAAGGAGGACGCGACCCUGGCUGCUGUGCUUCUCUUGGGCUUGUUCGAGAAUAUCACCGCCAAAACUAUGGGAAUGCUAGCUUGGGGUUCGCACAUUGAGGGUGCAAUACAACUGGCAAAGGCUCGGGGCCGUAAACAACUUCUGACAAAAGUCGGCCUUAAUAUGUUUAUUGCCGUGCGCACGCAAAUGAUCAUUCAUAGCCUCAGCACAUCGAAAUCUCCUGGUAUGGAUGCUUCCUGGUGGAUCGAGGAUGCAGUGAGGGACAGACAUGCCUCCGAAUGUCAGCGACUAUGCAUCAAGGUUGGCGAGCUCAGGGGAGAGGCCAACCGGCUUCUCACGACCGUACCCCGGACUCCUGAUAAUAUGGAAAUCGUCAUCGACAUGAUCCGACGGUGUCAAGCACAGGACCAAGCCUGCGCAAGCUGGUGCAAGAACCUCCCCGAUUAUUUGCAAUGCAAGACUGCUACUUGGGAGGAUAAUGUGCCGAAUGGUGAAUAUGCCAAAGCAGAGGUAUACCCGGGGAGAGUGGACGUUUACAACGAUCUAUGGGUUGCUACGAUAUGGAACAUGCUACGGUGUGGACGAAUCAUACUCAACUCAAUUAUUGUGCGAUGUGCAGCCUGGGUCUGUGCUCCCGUCGACUACCGAACCACUCCAGAGUAUGCCAAUGCCGCGAGAACGACGGUCGAUAUUGUCACCGAUGUCAUUUCUUCGGUCCCUUACCAACUUGGCUGGUUCUCCAAACGCAGAGACCUCCUGGAACGCGCGAACCUCUCUACCUUUGCCUGCGGCGAGGACGAUUCGUCAAAGGGCUUAUCGGGAUAUUUCAUGACUUGGCCCCUCGCUUUCAUUCACUCGUUGGACUAUUUGACAGACUCGCAGAGGACUUGGGUUCGGGGUCGACUGCAGUACAUCGGCUCUCACCUAGGAGUCCGGUACGCUUUACUGCUCACUCAGCUCAACAUACGCAUUCCGUCAAUGCUCAUUUUUCGAGAUGGACUCAUUGCGAGACCCUUUGCAACUGCGAGCGAUUUUGAGAGGCAAGCAUCCAAGACAUCCCGCCCGACACCAAGUUUUUAUGCGAGUCCUCUCGUACCACAGCACGAAACUGCAGAGAAAGCAAAACUAGACCAAGAGGCUGCCAGUGUAUUGACAACCGUCAUGGGGUCGUCUGGCAAUGUUGACGAGCGAAGAACGAAGACGUGGCUCGAGUUUCAACACGUCACCACGACCGCUAUCUAA